Molecule: messenger RNA, 601 nt
Organism: Helianthus annuus (common sunflower)
Lineage: Eukaryota; Viridiplantae; Streptophyta; Magnoliopsida; Asterales; Asteraceae
Exons: 2
Coding region: 145-462 (105 amino acids)
Source: RefSeq, a predicted model, not a curated record
AAUCGUUGAUCGUUGUCAUCGAUUUGCCGGUACCUGCGAGAUUGAGAUCAAUCCUGCUGAAUCGUUCAUCGUUUUCAUCGAUUUGCUGGAACCCUAGCUCCUCUGUUCAUUCAUUGAUUUGCUGAUUUAUCCUCCUCUAUUUUAAUGAUGUCUACUACUGUCGAUGGAGUUCGUAUCUGUCCAACUACUGGUAAUCAGUAUUAUACUCCUAUUGUUCCAGAUUCUUCCAAACCUGUAGUUGGUAUGCAUUUCCAGUCACUUGAUUCUGCCUUUAAUUUCUAUAAGAAGUAUGCUAAGUUAUCUGGGUUUGAGGGUCGAAAGCAUACUCAAUCUUCAAAAAAUGGUGUUGUGAUUAGAAAGUACUUUGUUUGUGCGAAAGAGGGUUCAGCGACAUCCUGUGCUGUUGACACGGUAAAUGAUAGUGUUGGUGCUGAUAAAAAGUUAAAUGACCGAAGGAGGUGACCUUCUAAACGUACCGGAUGUAAGGCACACAUCCGUUUGUCUUUAACUCCAAAAAAUACUUAUAGAAUUUCUCAUGUAUUUGAGGAGCAUAAUCAUUCUUUUGUUGAUGAAGAGGAUUAUCAUCUUUUAGCUUCGUCUA